AUGGCCACCUGCCUCGAAGUGAGGGCGGUCGUGACAGGCUUGCUGGCAUCUGUUGUUGCGACCGGUCUAGACACCAAUAAUUCUAGCUUUGAUGUACUAGACUAUGUUGACCCCCUAAUAGGAACUUCUAAUGGAGGCCAUUCAUUUGCAGGGGCAACUCUACCCUUCGAUACUCUCGGUGAAAACCAAGCUGGAUUUGCCUACGACACAACAUACGUCUCAGGGUUCUCCCACAUGCACGACUCUGGAACUGGUGGUUCGCCAUCCUUAGGAAACUUUCCAAUUUUCGUGCAUCCAGGCUGCCCUGAUGACGCUCUCGACAAGUGUACAUGGCAGCAGUCCGAUCGGGCGACCGCAUGGAUACAAGGCUCACCGAAAGCUCGACCCGGAUACUUUGGCAUUGCGCUACAGAACGGCGUUAGUGCUGAGAUGACUGUCACGAACCAUUCGGCUCUGUAUCGCUUUACUUUCACCAAUACGACCACCCAGUCUCUUAGUCCUGUUGUUUUGGUCGACCUUAUGGAUCUUCCACAGUCACGCUCGAAUGGAACGGCUUCGGUGGACCCGUCGACCGGUCGCUUGACGGGAAAUGGUACCUUCAACCCCAGCUUUGGUAUCGGAUCCUAUGAUCUCCACUUUUGCGUCGAUUUCAAAGGCGCUAGCAUUCGAGACACCGGUGUGUGGUCCAACAAUCGUGCCGGUCAAGGCCAGACAGCCAUAUCACUGACAUCUGAUGGGAGCAACACUGCGGCAACACUGUCUGCGGGGACAUUCGCCCGAUUCAACGCCCCAACGGCCAAUCAAACACUCCUGGCGAGAGUGGGCGUCAGCUUCAUUAGCGUGGAACAAGCCUGCUCCAAUGCAGAAAAAGAGCAACCCAACUUUGACUUUCCCGGGACCGUGAGCGCUGCAGAGGCUGCCUGGAGGGAUAAGCUGAAUGUCUUUCAGGUUGACGCGAGUGGUGUCUCAUCGGAUUUACAAAAGGUCUUCUGGAGCGGAAUGUACCGUGCAAUGAUCAGCCCACAGGACUAUACAGGGGAGAACCCACUCUGGCAAAGUGAUGAGCCGUACUAUGACAGCUACUACUGCAUUUGGGAUUCCUUCCGUGGCGUUCACCAAUUGCUCACACUGGCGGAUCCUCUGUCUCAGUCCCUCAUGAUGAGAAGUCUGGUAGAUAUUUAUCGCCACGAAGGAUACUUACCGGACUGCCGUAUGUCACUGUGUAAAGGAUACACGCAAGGAGGGUCAAAUGCAGAUGUCCUCCUAUCUGAAGCUCUCCUCAAGAACGUCAGCAACAUUGAUUGGGCCACUGCAUACGAGGCUGUUGUGAAGGAUGCUGAGAUCGAGCCCGCGAACUGGAAUGUCGAAGGCCGGGGAGGGUUAACUAGCUGGAAAUCGCUCAACUAUAUUCCGACCGAUGACUUUGAUCCCUACGGUGUCGGGCUUCAUACACGCAGUAUUUCUAGAACGGUCGAGUAUGCGUACAAUGACUUUUGCAUUGCUCAAAUGGCCCAGCGGUUGGGUCAUAAGAGUGACUACGAAACCUACACCCAACGUGCCACCAACUGGCAGAGCAUGUUCAAAGAUGAUCAGAAGUCCUAUCUGGGAGGUGUUGAUACGGGCUUUACGGGAUUCCUUCAACCCCGGUAUCCCAACGGAACGUGGGGCUAUCAAGACCCAAUCUUCUGCAGCCCAUUGCUUAACUUCACGUCAUGCUAUCUGAACGCGGACGGACAUGAGACAUACGAGGGGAGCGCAUGGCUCUAUUCAUUCUUCGUACCACAAGACAUGGCUGCGCUCGUUACCCGCCUCGGAGGUCCCCAAACCUUCACCUCCCGUCUUUCCUACCUCCACGACUCGGGUCUUCUCUACGUCGGUGACGAGCAAGCCUUCCUAACCGUCUUCCAAUUCCACUACUCCGGCCGCCCUGCCUUAUCCACCGAACGCGCCCACUACUAUAUUCCAUCCCAAUUCAACACCUCCGUCUCUGGCAUCCCCGGCAACGACGACGGCGGAGCCAUGGGCGCCUUCGCCGUUCUCAGCAUGAUGGGAUUAUUCCCCGUCCAUGGCCAGGAUGUCUACCUCAUCAAUCCACCGUUUUUCGAGGAGAUCAGUAUCCGGAACAAGGAGACUGGAAAGGUCGCAACGAUUCGAAAUAUCAAUUUCGAUCCUACGUACAAGUCGAUCUAUAUCCAGAGUGCGACGCGGGAUGGCCAAGCGUGGACAAAGAAUUGGAUUACGCAUGACUUUUUCACUCAAGGAGGUGUUUUGGAGCUCGAGCUGGGGCCGGUGGAGAGUAGUUGGGGGACUGGUGAUGAAGACUUGCCCCCGAGUAUGAGUACUUGAUUUUUGGUCGACCAAGCUCUGGUAAGCUCGGGGGCGUAUACUGGCAGAGAGGUAAUAGCAGAUGCCUAUAAGCAUGAUUCAAUACGAAACGAUAAUCCGGCGCAAGGCAAUGCUUCUCCAG
Molecule: messenger RNA, 2467 nt
Organism: Aspergillus ibericus CBS 121593
Lineage: Eukaryota; Fungi; Ascomycota; Eurotiomycetes; Eurotiales; Aspergillaceae
Product: glycoside hydrolase family 92 protein
Exons: 7
Coding region: 1-2346 (781 amino acids)
Biological process (GO): protein deglycosylation; glycoprotein catabolic process; carbohydrate metabolic process
Cellular component (GO): cytosol; nucleus
Molecular function (GO): peptide-N4-(N-acetyl-beta-glucosaminyl)asparagine amidase activity; carbohydrate binding
Source: RefSeq, a predicted model, not a curated record